Messenger RNA from Funneliformis caledonium, 1530 nucleotides. NCBI's taxonomy places the organism in Eukaryota, Fungi, Glomeromycota, Glomeromycetes, Glomerales, Glomeraceae. The record is from the annotation of a GenBank genome assembly.
AUGUCGGAUCCAGCAGAAGCUGAGCGUUUGCUUGGUGAUGGCCAAGAACGCAGAAAGGUAAGAAGAGAUUUAUGCGCUGUAUGUUUCAUGGCGGCGUUAAUCGUAGGUGCAGUCAUAGGAUUGGCCGCAGUAUGGGCAUCUUUAGCUAAUGUUGAAACUCUCCCUAAAAGGAACGUCAUCCUUAUGAUCUCUGACGGAUUUGGUCCAACAUCACAGACUUUUGCUCGUACUUAUAAUCAACACGUGAAUAAAUUGAAAUAUAAUUAUGUCUCACCCUUGGAUGAAAUUUUGGUUGGAUCUUCUCGAACGAGGUCAUCUAGUAGUUUGGUUACUGAUUCUGCCGCCGGAGCGACAGCUUUUGCAUGUGCCUUGAAAUCUUACAAUGGCGCUAUAGGAGUUAAUUCAAAGAAAGUACCUUGUGGUACCGUGCUGGAAUCUGCAAAGUACCUUGGUUUAACAACAGGUUUGGUUGUUACAAGUCGUAUCACCCAUGCCACACCAGCUUCAUUUUCAGCUCAUGUGGUUAAUAGAGAUAUGGAGGCUGAUAUUGCUGUACAACAAAUUGGUGAUAAUCCCCUUGGAAGACAAGUUGAUUUAAUGUUUGGUGGAGGUCGUUGCUACUUCUUGCCAAAUCAUACAGAAGGAAGUUGUAGAAUUGAUCAACGUGAUCUGGUUAAAGAAUCAAACAAGCAAGGAUAUAAAUAUUUUGCUACAAGAAAAGAAUUUGACGAUCUUGAACCUGGAAAAGACAAGCUUCCUCUUUUAGGCUUAUUUACACUCGAUCAUAUGUCAUAUGAAAUUGAUCGUGACCCUGCUCAAGAACCUUCUUUGAAAGAAAUGUCAGAAAAGGCUCUAAAGUUCCUUGAUUCUGCAACCGCGAAAAGUGAUAAGGGAUUUUUCCUCAUGAUCGAAGGCAGUAGAAUUGAUAUGGCUGCCCAUAGUAAUGAUCCUGCUACACAUGUUCACGAUAUCUUGGCCUACCAUGAAACAAUCGAACUUGUCAAGAAAUAUGUUGAUGAACACCCUGACACGGUUAUGAUUUCAGUCAGUGACCAUGAAACUGGUGGAAUAUCUCUUGCCCGUCAAGUCAAUUCCGAUUACCCAGAAUAUUUAUGGUAUGGACUAGUUCAAUAUUGGAAUGUAGAUCGUGAAAACUUUAUUAAAAAUUCGAUAAUUAAUUAUGGAUUAGGAAUAGAUAAUGUUAAAGAUUAUGAAAUCAAUUGGCUAAAAGAGGAACGUGCUCAGCUGGAAUAUGAAUACUAUUUGGCUAAUAUGACAAGUAUUAGAGCUCAAAUCGGGUGGACGACACAUGGACAUACUGCUGUUGACGUUAAUCUUUAUGCUUAUGGGAAGGAUAUCGAAUAUUUACGUGGAAACCAUGAAAAUAUAGAUAUUGGAGAUUAUAUUGUUGAUUAUCUUAAUUUGGAUCUUGAUACCAUUACAUCUAAAUUAAAUAAUUCUAACUUCCAUCAAGCAAGUGAUUCCACUCAUUUCCACGCCGAUGAACAUCACCCUCACACUCACAUUUAA